GAAUUUUAAGAUUAAAGUCUGUAGUGAAUGCUCCAAUAAAUCUGGAAGUUUGCGAUGCAUUAUAUGAGCUUAACCAAUUUGAGAAAGCUAAAGCUGAACUUCAUAAUAACAAGCGAGUAUUCACUGGUAACAAGACCAAAGCAUUUGAGGACAGGUUGAUUGUGGUUGAUGAAAAUAUAAAAGAUGCCUGCGGGGAUGGCCUAAGCCCAUUUAUAUUAGAGAACGAACGCAUGAUGUCCCACGUGAAAGACUUGCUUAACGAAAAAUUGAAGGUUGACAAUCGCCCUUUGUGGAAAGUCUUAAAGGAACAAAAUAAAUGCGAUAUAUUAAGCGUUCCUGAAUCCAAAGAGGAAUUAUUGAGCCCAUUAGAAAUGGCAAGACGAAAACGUGCCUUUGAUAUUUGCUACCAGGUAUAUAUUGACAAAUCAUGGAUAGACAUUCUUUUUUUAAAGAACUUAAGAAACAACCCAAGUUUGCUUUUGGAUCAGUGCAAAAUAUCCAAAGAUUUUCUGAGUACAAUGGUGGCUAAACAAUACGAGGUCGUUAAGAAGUUUUUGAAAAUUAUACAAGCUCGAUCACCAAUGUAUUACGUGCGGUACAAAAAGUAUUCCAACAAAGAUCGGUUACUCAAGUUCAGAGAGGCGCUUCUCAAUCGAAUACAGUAUCAAACAAGAAGAAACAUGAUUUCUGUUUUACAAACUAUUAGACGUCUUCGGUUCCAAAAAAAUUUGACGGGCAACUGA
Drosophila navojoa is the source of this 743-nucleotide messenger RNA. RefSeq lists its product as uncharacterized. Gene Ontology annotation, molecular function: protein binding. NCBI's taxonomy places the organism in Eukaryota, Metazoa, Arthropoda, Insecta, Diptera, Drosophilidae. The record is from RefSeq and is a predicted model, not a curated record.